AUGGAACAACUCUCAACCAGGGUGUUCUACCUGCCUCCAGGCCAGUCGGUCAGGGAACUGAAGGUCCUCGACCUGACAUCUGAACUGUCUGGCGAUUACAAGAGUAGCUUCACUCCAGAAUUCAAGGAAACGGCCAAUCACCUGGUCAGGGGCUCACCGCCGCCGAAUAUCAUCCUCACCAGCACCAAAUGGUACCGUAAUUCGUCGAAGGCUGUCACCGACAACCACGGAACUCAUCUUGCAGACUGGCACUCACCUCUGUGGUCGCAUGGUUUCACAUCUAUCACCUUCCCGGAAGGCUCGCCGCAUUGCGAGCACAAUAUCGAGGUCGCCCCAACAAAUAUCCACCAUCGUAGCCAGAGGUUCGUCAAAGAUAGCGCAAGCUAUGUCUGGGAGUCUGCUGGGAAACUCUCUUCGGGGACUCUCAUACUCUGCAGGGAGAGCACAUCCUCCAAAACUCCGGUGGCUCGAUAUGAGUCGGACAAUGGCCGCUUCCAACGCGGAGGGUGUUGGUGA
Molecule: messenger RNA, 516 nt
Organism: Penicillium lagena
Lineage: Eukaryota; Fungi; Ascomycota; Eurotiomycetes; Eurotiales; Aspergillaceae
Exons: 1
Coding region: 1-516 (171 amino acids)
Source: RefSeq, a predicted model, not a curated record